AAGCCAGCAAAGCAGACCCAUGUUUUCAUUUAUUGAAUUGAACAAGUUUGUAUUUUAUACAAUCACAAAAAACAACGGCAACCCAAAUUGUUUUUAGUAUAUAGUUUCUUUCUUUCUAUAAUCACUUAAAUAUAUAAUUCAUUAUUUUUCUUUCCUUCAUCUAUCAUCUAUCUUCAAUGAAAAGUCAUCAUCAUAAUCUUCUUCAUUCUUCCUUCACUUCUAAUAAUAAUUCCAUCAUCCAACCCUUAAACUCAAAUAAUCAAUUAACAAAAAAAGCUAUGGCAAUAUCACCCCAAACAUUCCCAACAACUAAACGACCACCAUCAGAAACGUCGUCGUUUAUUACUCCAAACCUAACAAAUUUCAAUCUUCUUCACUCUCUUUUACACCUCACAUAUCAAAUAUGUUCAUUAAAUGCAGCACCUUGGUGUCGUUUUCUCUUAAACAAAAUUUCCUCUUCAACAAUCCAUAAAACGCAUCUUUUAGGUGUCGUUUUCGAUGACCUAAUUCGCAAUUCAACUACAAUUACAAUUUCGAAUUCAUUUUCAAUUUCAACUAAUUCUUUCGAUUUGUGUCUUGAAGAAAUGUAUAUUGUGUUGCAUAGGAUUAAGAAAUUGAUUGAAGAUUGUUCUAAUGGAAGUAAGUUUUCAGUUUUGAUGCAAAUUGAAACUGUUGCUGAUAAUUUCAAUAAACUUACCGGUGAAUUAUCGACGCUUCUUGAUGUUUUUCCGAUUCAUGAAAUGAACUUAAACGACGACGUUUUGGAGCUUAUUGUUUUGAUCAGAAAACAGUGUUCAGAAUCGAAGAAGAAUAAGCUUGGAGAAGAACAGAUUAAUCUCAGAAACGACGUCGUUUUUGUGCUGGAAGGAAUCAAGAGAGAGAUUGUUCCGAAUGAAGAAAAGCUAGCUUCGAUUUUCGAGAAAUUAGAGAUUCGUGAUUCUUCAAGUUGCAGAAGUGAAAUUGAGAAUCUGCAAGAAGAAAUUCAGAAUCGAAACGAAGAACAAUCGAAAUCUGAGAUCGUUGCUUUGAUCGGACUCGUUCGUUAUGCGAAGUGUGUUCUCUUCGGAGCAUCAACGCCGUCGUCGAGAAAUGAGACUCUACGGCGGAAUCAGUCGUUGGAGAUUGUUGUUCCGGCGGAUUACCGGUGUCCGAUAAGUCUUGAACUGAUGCGUGAUCCUGUCGUCGUGGCAACAGGACAGACGUACGAUCGUGGCUCUAUCAAAUUAUGGAUGGAUUCUGGACAUAACACGUGUCCUAAAACAGGUCAAACCCUGGCCCACACGGAUUUAAUACCUAACCAUGCUUUGAGAAAUAUGAUAGCUUUGUGGUGUAAAGAACAGAGAAUUCCGUUUGAAGGUGAAACGGUUACUGUUAAAGUUAACGGUUGUGUGAUGAAUAAAACAGCUUUGGAAGCAACGAGAAUGACGGUGACGUUUUUAGUCAACAAGUUGACUAAUGGUGGUUUAGUUUCAGAGUCUUGUGGUAUCGAAGAAACGAAUGCGGUUGUGUAUGAGCUUCGGGUGUUGGCGAAAAUAGAUUCGGAGAGCCGAGCCUGUAUUGCCGAGGCCGGAGCUAUAGAGAUUUUGGUUAGGUUUUUAAGUUAUGAAGUUGGUUUGCAACACCCGAGCCUACAGAUUAAUGCCGUGACAACGAUUUUGAAUCUUUCGAUACUUGAAGCGAAUAAGACAAGGAUAAUGGAAAUUGACGGCGUGUUAAAUGGUGUAGCGGAGGUUUUACGAUCGGGCGCCACGUGGGAGGCGAAAGCAAAUGCGGCUGCUACGGUGUUUAGUUUAACCGGAGUGGUUGCUUUUAGAAAGCGGUUAGGGAGGAAGACACGUGUCGUGAGUGGAUUGGUUGAGUUGGCAAAGUGUGGGCCCGAGGGUGCAAAAAGGGAUGCGCUUGCGGCAAUUUUGAAUUUAGCAGCCGACCGUGAGACGGUGGCGAGGUUGGUUGAGAGUGGCGCGGUGGAAAUGACGGCAGGGAUUAUGGCAGUGAUGCCCGAGGAGGCGGUGACGAUACUUGAAGCAGUGGUGAAGCGUGGAGGAUUGGUAGCUGUUGCGGCGGCUUUUGUGGGGAUAAAGAAAUUGGGGACGGUUUUGAGGGAGGGAUCAGAGAGGGCAAGAGAGAGUGCCGCAGCGACACUUGUGACAAUGUGUAGGAAAGGUGGAUCAGAGAUUGUGGCAGAACUAGCUGGGAUUCAUGGUGUUGAAAGGGUGAUUUGGGAGUUGAUGGCAGUGGGGAGUGUGAGAGGCAGGAGGAAGGCGGCGACAUUGUUAAGGAUUUUACGGCGGUGGGCAGCGGGUUUAGACGGAGGCGAAACAGAAGGAUUUACAUCAACAAACACUUUUGUUAGUACGUCAACUACUGUGGUUGUUCCAACUCCAACUUCAUUAGCACAGUAACACAAUUUAAUUUGUAAAUUUCACAAGUGUUGUGGUACCAUUGUUUUCUUUAUUCUUCAUUUUAGUUAAUUGAUUUUACCAUCCUUGUAAAAUGUAAUAUAGGGAGCAAUGUUUUUUAUUUCAUUUAAUGAAAAAUAUAUAAUGACAUUCUUUCAUUU
Molecule: messenger RNA, 2560 nt
Organism: Trifolium pratense (red clover)
Lineage: Eukaryota; Viridiplantae; Streptophyta; Magnoliopsida; Fabales; Fabaceae
Product: U-box domain-containing protein 16
Exons: 1
Coding region: 177-2402 (741 amino acids)
Biological process (GO): cell surface receptor signaling pathway; protein ubiquitination
Cellular component (GO): nucleus; cytoplasm
Molecular function (GO): ubiquitin-protein transferase activity; protein binding
Source: RefSeq, a predicted model, not a curated record